Molecule: messenger RNA, 381 nt
Organism: Ostertagia ostertagi
Lineage: Eukaryota; Metazoa; Nematoda; Chromadorea; Rhabditida; Trichostrongylidae
Source: the annotation of a GenBank genome assembly
AUGUUGAGAGAUAUGCGACUACAUAAACGUCUUUCGUUUGGUGUUGAUGAUCUCAUCCCGCCAGCGACGCUAAAUGGUGAUUUUAUGCAGCACAGAGAUCCGGCGGAUUCGAUUCGGAUUUUGGCGAUUUGGGCCCUGCUUCUGCAUUGUCCUUCUGUUGUUCGAUGUCUUUGCGCGUUCUCUGAUCAACCUGUCGCGUUCUCUUUGGUGCUGUCAAGAUUGGCAAAGUCGUUGGCUCGAGAGUCGCAUGACUGGUUCUUCUACGAGGAAUCGUUGCUGAAACUCGCCGAUUCACUGUCGAAUUCGGCGGUGGCAUUGGUCUCAAAAGUACACAAAGUCUCACCUAACAAGGCUUAUCGACUACUCUGCCAACCGCUCGAG